AUGUGUACGCACAAGAAAGGGCCGGGAAAAAAGAAAAACUUGAAGAAGUCGAAAUCACCGGCCAGGAGUGCACCCAAAUCAAAAACUCCCACAGCAAGCACGCUUGCAGAACAAAUGAAAGAAGAAAAAAAAGCAAAAGAAGCAUUGAAAAAUGUUCCAAAUGCCGAGAAUCUUUUUGCGACGCCGAUCGAUAGUCCUGUGAAAGAGGAAAAUCAGCAAGCAAAAACGCCACUUCGUAUUAAAGUUCCACCUCCGCGAGUUCUGAAAGCAAGACGUCGGAUAAAGGUGGUACGAGAUCCACGUGAUCCAGAAUACAAGACGCUGGAGCCGGAUUUCAGUGAAUGGGAAAGCGUGAAGAUAAUGAAACGAAGCGAGUUUAAAAACAACGAAAAUGAGAAAAAGAGGGAGACGAAUGCUAUAGCCUCGUUUGAUGAGCUGGGGCCUCAACGCGGUAAAAUUGGCGAAAAGAAAUGUUUUCGAAAACAGCGGGCGAGUGAGUUCAUGUCUCAUUUUAUAUUUCGGAAGCUGAGACACGGUUGGAUAAUAGAAACGCCAUCAAAAAGCAAUAAGUCAGCUGCUUCAAACACGCCUACAGCACAAACUCCGAAACAGGAGAAAGCUCCUGCAGAAAAACCCAAUGAAAAGCUUAAGGAGAAAGAAGAUAAGAAGGAAGCUAAUAUGGGAGAAAACAUUUUGGCGAAGCCAAUGGAUAACACUCCUGUCAAAGAGGGGGAGGCGAAACCAAAAACACCACUUCAUAUCAAGGUUCCUCCACCGCGAGUAAUGAAAGCCAAACGUCCAAUGCACGAGAAACGAGAUGCACAUGAUCCAGAAUACAAGACACUGGAGCUGGAUAUUAGUGAAUGGGAAAGCGUGAAGAUAAUGAAACGAAGUGAGAUCGACAACAAGGAAAAUGAGGGUAACGCUCCCGUGGAGAAGAAAAAUGUGGAGGCUGUCGAGGCCGCAGCAUGA
Molecule: messenger RNA, 972 nt
Organism: Necator americanus (New World hookworm)
Lineage: Eukaryota; Metazoa; Nematoda; Chromadorea; Rhabditida; Ancylostomatidae
Exons: 13
Coding region: 1-972 (323 amino acids)
Source: RefSeq, a predicted model, not a curated record